AGUUUAACAUUCUGGAAGCUACUAUAUCAUCUCCUGAAUCAUAUCCAUGGUGGAGGACAGAUAAAGUCUGCUGAUACAGGCACCCAAGUCAGAUUUGUCAAAUAUGCAGCCUUGAGCUAUGGAUAUAGAAGACUAAAAUUUUAUCAGCUUCCUGCUGAUGGUUCAGAAGCAAGCAGAGAAUUGCUAUUGGCACUCUCUUGGUUCCUUUGCAGAAUAGCUCUAAUGGAAAAGUUAUUGAUACUAAAUAGAUUUAAACUUUGGGAUGAAGCAAAAGUAUGCAUGUGCAAUCCUCCUCUAAAAUAUCCACAAGAUGGGAAAAGCCUUUUUUCAAAACCUCACAUUAAAGGCCAAAAAGAUGUCCAAUACCUUCAGUGGUUGAAUGGCCGCCUGAAACUCCAGUGGCGGAGUUACCACUCUGACCAGGAAGAGCAAUGCAAGUUACUCCAUAAGGUACAUUCCUACACAAUAGGUUCCCAUAUUGAUCCUGUUAUUGACCAUUUCUCAGUCAUAGAAGUUGAUGUUGGAAGACAAGCAGAAAGAUAUAAGCAGUUGCUGCGUUUUGUGGAAUCUGAUUGCUCCCGUCUAGAAGCAUUUUUGAAGUGGAAGCCUAUGGAAUCCCUUUAUUGGCAUUGGAUGGAGACUGUUUUGGAUAUGGUAAUAGAAGAUACCCAGAACCAGACUAUGUGUUACAAGGACUGUCUUUUGCCAGGUUCUGAUCUGGGAUGCCAUGGUGUUACCAGAAUUAUGGAAGAAGUUGACAAAUGUAAGAAAGACCUUCUGAGUCUGUGCCAGGAGUUGUGUGAGCAUAUAACCCUCAGGAAACAGGCUUGCUAUGGAAAGGUCAGAACAAGGCAAGAAAAAGGAGUGGAAGAUUUCUGCAUGGCUGUAAGGAAAGUACAAGAAAUUGUGGAGCUGAAAUUCUCUGACCUUAAGUGCAAUAAUAGUACCUGUCAAAGCAAUAUGUUGCAUGGUCCAUAUAGACUUGUUUAUAGAAAAAAGUGUUUAAAGGACAGUAAAAUGGAUGCAAUUGGAACAGCAGCACCUACCAAAGCCAGUGAAGGAAUCACUGCCAGUGAUCUGAUCAGUUUUCUAAAAAAGAAAGAAGCAAGAUUGAAGGCACAGUUAAAGCAGCAACAAGAGGGAGAUAGGCAGAAGAUUCAUAAAGCAGCAAAUAAACUUGGGCAAGUGCUUUUCAUCCCACCAAUGAAAACACAAAAAGCAAGAAUAAGUGCAGAAGUUGACAAAGUUCACCACUUUUGAAAGAACACUUUGGGACUGCUUGCAAUUGCUUCACCCAUUUUUGGCAUUUAUUUCUGUCUUCUGAAUGCAGCUGCUGGUCCUUUAUGCUUACUAUGCACCCUCUCAUUUUGAAAAAAAGAAUAUGUCUUAAGUGUACUACAUGUUACCUCAAGGCUCUUAAUUAAGAGGAGGCUAAUAUUCACAUCUUUUAAAAUUAUUUUAUCUUCUCAGAUAGUUAAGUGUUGGUGCCCAGUUUCAGUUUAGCUAGAACAGAUUUAACACUACCCUACACUUCACUAAACUAAACUAUCAUACUGAAUAUUUGGACAAGAGGUGUGUAAGUAUGAGAAUGCUGUAUAUUUAGUACCAUCUUCAAUAAAGAUUUGUUUUUUAAAAAAAUUUUUUAUUGUUU
Thamnophis sirtalis is the source of this 1651-nucleotide messenger RNA. The record is from RefSeq and is a predicted model, not a curated record. NCBI's taxonomy places the organism in Eukaryota, Metazoa, Chordata, Lepidosauria, Squamata, Natricidae.